AAAAAAAAAAAUAAUAUAAUUCCCACAUUAAAAAGUCUUUAUUUACCUAAUAAACAUACGACUUGUUAGAUUUCGAGCGCAUUUGCAGGGUGUUGUCUAUUACAAACACCUUUUAUGCCUGUCUAACUGUCGUAAGUUCAAGUAUUAACGAACUUUUUAAAGUUUCAAUGAAAUCAUUUUCUCCAAGAAAAAAAAAGCUUAAAUUCGAAUUUACUGAAUUACAAAUGGCUACUACAAUCGCAGAUUCUUCUUCUAUGACCAUUUCUCUAGCAGCAUCAUCAUCAUCAUCUGCUGCUUCCUCUUCAUGUUUAUCAUUAUCAUCAAAUAGUUCACAAUCUUCUUCAACGGCUUUUUCAAAUACAAAUCAUCAUAUUCCAAUAGCUAUUACAAUUCCUCCAGAGAUUUUUAUUAAAAUAUGUGAACACCUACCGCCAUCAGAUCUUUUAACAUUGACGGGCGUUUGUAAAAGAUUCCGAGGAUUUUUGUGUUCCCCAGAAUCUUCGAUUACACAGGAUAUUUGGCGUACUUCUAGGAUCAAAUUUCUUACAGGUCUUCAAUUAUCUCCACCCGAAGGAAUGUACGAAGAAGAGUAUAUUCGAUUUGGAAAGCUAUUAACAAGUUGUCAAAAUUGUUCAACAAAAAAAACUGUGAAGGUUUAUUGGCAAUUUCGUGUAAGAUAUUGUCAUGAUUGUUUGAUGAAAAACACUACUUCAAUUAUUUUUAGUAAAGAUCACGCAUGGGAGAACGAUAAAGUUCUCGAAGGUUUAGUUUACGUACGUCAUAAUAAUCAAGUUCUUUUUUGGACUCCUGAUGUUAAAUCAUCUUACAAGGAAUAUGAAGUGAUUAGUGGUAGUAAAUUUCCGGAAUGGGUUAAAAAGAGAAAGGAAUGUCGUAUAAGAAUUAUGGAAGAUGCAUUAAAACGUGAUAAUUCAGCUGCUUCCGCCGAGGAAGAAAAAAAUAAACAAUCUGGUACUACAGCCGAUACUACACAAAAUAUUGCUGCCACGGUCAGCGCAUUAGGAGUUGAUGUUGAUCCUAGACAAUUUCCACUUUCUCAAAUUCGUAUUACCGGAACAAGAUCAAAUGUUUCAUCAGCUUUGCAACAUUUUCCACAUAUUGAUACUCUUGAUAUCAUGAUCAUGGAUUCUCCCUAAAUUUAACAAUAACUGAAUAAUACGAAUAAUGCGUAUAGUACAAAAAAACGGGUAAAAAAGACCAUUAAUCACAUAAUAUAAUCUGCGUGUGCCAUAAGAGAAUAAGAGCGGGUUCCUCUCCGAUGGAUGUAUUGCGAUACUUCUUUUCUAUCGUACAAUCAGUCGUUCGUUCUUUUUCAUUCUUUUCUUUCUUUAUUAUCAUUAUUAAUAUUCCUUUUUUUUAUCGCUUUAUAUUUAUUGCAAUUGAUUGAAUACUUGGCUCAUUAUUUAUUAAUAUAGAUGCUUGUAUAUAGUUUAAGGAAAAAAAGGAGAAAAAAAAAAA
Messenger RNA from Rhizophagus irregularis DAOM 181602=DAOM 197198, 1476 nucleotides. RefSeq lists its product as uncharacterized. Gene Ontology annotation, molecular function: protein binding. The record is from RefSeq and is a predicted model, not a curated record. Lineage: Eukaryota; Fungi; Glomeromycota; Glomeromycetes; Glomerales; Glomeraceae.